AUGUUAGUUAAGAGAUAUCGUGUUCAAAUUAACCAUCUUUUAUAGAAUGAUAAUAAAGUUUACUAUUAAAUCACAGUUACAAAAGUAAAUAAUGAAAAUGAAACAAAAAUAACUAUAAAUCGAUAUUCAGAAUUAAAAGAUUUUCAUGAUAAAUUGCAUAAGAAUGUUACUCUAUUAAAAUUAUAAAUGCAAUUACCAUAAUUUCCUGGAAGAUCUCUUUUUAGUAAAACAAAUUAGAAUGAAGAAAAAAUUAUAAAAAGAAAAAUUGAAUUAGAAACCUAUUUCAAUGAACUUUUUAGUAUUGAUAAAAUACUUAGUUUAACUCCAGUCUAAUAAUAUUUACCAAUAGAAAAUCUUUAAAAUUAAUAGUAUUUAUAUUAUUAUGAUUAUUAGAAUGAAUAUAAGUAUAAGGAUUGAAAACUAUGUAAUUUAUGAUGAAGUUGUUAUAUAUAUACUUCGUUUCAAAAAUAAUUAAGCAAAUGAUGAAUGGAUAUAUAAAAAAAGAUAUUCUGAAAUCAAAAGUAUUCAUGAUGCUCUUCUUGAUCAAGGAUUUAAAAAUAAGUUGCCAUAAUUCCCAACAAGGAAAUUAUUUGGAUAAACUAAUGAAAAUCCAGGUAUUAUAUAAAAUUUAUAAUUAUAAGAGACUAUAGAAAAGAGAAAAGAAGAUUUAGAAAAUUAUUUGAAUGCUUUAUUCUGCACUUAAGAGAUAUAAGAAAGCUAAAUCAUUUAAUUUCUUAUAUCAGAUUCUAAAAAAUAUCAUGAGAAGAAUCUCAAACUUGAAUAAUUAAAAAAAUCUUCUACUUUAAAAGCUAAAGGUGGAGAUUUAAAUAAAAGAAUUGAUGAAUUUCCAUAGAGAAAAAACUAAUAAAUUAAUGAAAAUUAAUGA
Molecule: messenger RNA, 886 nt
Organism: Paramecium pentaurelia
Lineage: Eukaryota; Ciliophora; Oligohymenophorea; Peniculida; Parameciidae
Source: the annotation of a GenBank genome assembly